AUGGAUGUGUACGGACACAAUAUCAGUGCUGGUCAUAUCAUAACAUCUAUUUGGAUUGCUAACAUGGAGGGUGAUCCAAAGACAGAUGAGAAUGCAAUUUGGGUCGGGUGGCAAGUUGACCCAAAAAAAUAUGGGGACUCACAUACUCACUUCUUCACGAGUUGGACGAGAGACACAUAUCAUACAGGGUGCUAUGACAUGGACUGCCCUGGUUUCCAGCUUGUUAAGGGGUCAAAAAUCGCUCCGGGUGGCACAAUACAACCAGUCUCUCAUGUUCAUGGUGUACGUCAAAAGAUUACAAUUAAAAUGUUUAGGGAAAAAUCCACGGGAAAUUGGUGGAUACACUACGGCUUCAAUAAGGCCCCAACACCGGUGGGCUAUUACCCAGCAAAAUUGUUUGACAAGUUAUCGAAGAAGGCGACCCAAAUUUCAAUUGGUAGCAUUGUUGGGGGGAGUCCGUCUAUCCCAUCCCCUCCAAUGGGUAGUGGAUUCUUGCCUUCUGAUAAAGCUGCAUUAAUCACAAAUAUUUCACUCAUUGGGGAAGAUGGCAGGAUGACACCUUUUACUGUGAAUACAGACAGGUUACAGAGUAAGAGUAGUUGUUACUCUAUCUCACCUAUCCAAGGUGCAAAAUGUUCCUAUGGAGGUCCAGGAGGUUGCUCCGCCUAG
Molecule: messenger RNA, 669 nt
Organism: Triticum turgidum subsp. durum (durum wheat)
Lineage: Eukaryota; Viridiplantae; Streptophyta; Magnoliopsida; Poales; Poaceae
Source: the annotation of a GenBank genome assembly